AUGCGCGACGGCGGAUGGCGGUGACGAAUGGCCGUUGCGUUCAGCGGAAAGGGAAGUGAAGAUCUUCGCGGGCGGUCAGCGACGACGUGCGUCGACAAAGGGCGAAUGUCGAGAUUUCUCAGCGUGCAGAGGAGAUGCGCGUGUCAGGAGACCGCGGGACAAUGAGUAAUGCAGAGUCGGCUGGAACGCGGGUCAUGAGUUCAGAAUGAGGAAAUCGUGCAACACGACGGCGGAGGCCCGGACAACGGACGGCCUCGAAAUUGCAAAACGUCUGCACAGGAGUAUAACGGAAAUUAUCAAGAAAUUGGAUGAACAGAAAAAUCAUGCUCAAAAAGUAAGCGACAUAUUUGUUUCAUCUGGAUAUAUUCUACGUACAAGGCUCAAGGAUUACUGUGAGAAAUUAAUAUUGAAGGAUCCUGUUGGAAAUGUACAUAAAACUGAGGAAUUAUUAUGGAGAAAAGCCUUUUACGAGGCUGUACAUGCUGCCAAAAGAUUACGGAAGGACAAUACCUGGAAUGAUUCUGAAAAAGAAUUAUUGUUACUGCAUUUGUCAGGGGGAGUGGGAUAUUAUCAUCAUCUGAUAUUAAAGUUACAAGUAGAAUAUGAUUUAGACCUCACUGGUGUCGUUGACUUCACAUUUAUUCACACUGAAAGUAUUUCAUCAUGUGUAAGCAUCUUCGGAAGAAAAUCUUAUGCAAAAACUAAGAUGAGCCAAACCAAAACAUACACCGGAGAAGUGAAAAAGAGUGUUAUGCGCUUGAUUCAUCGAAGUUUGGUAUGCCUCGGAGACUUGAGCAGAUACAAAAUAGAAUUAGAUCCAAACUGGGAUCCAAUGAUAGCAUACAGAUAUUAUAAAAUGGCUAUAGCUAUUGAUCCAAACAUCGGUAUGCCUUAUAAUCAGCUUGGCACUAUGGCGGGCAGUAAGAAUUACGGGCUCGAUGGAGCUUAUCAUUACUUGAGGAGUGUUUUGUGUUCCGAGCCAUUUGAAGGAGCAGAAGGAAAUUUAAACAGAUGUAUAAUAACUCAUUCUACUUGCACAGAUGAAAAUAAUAUUGUCCAUCAGUGUGUAUCGCGAUUAUUUUCUUUAUUACGUUUAUGGGAUUACGAAACUCCACAUUCUGACAGGGUGAAUCAAGAGUGUCAGGAUCUCUUAACUUACACUGAGAAGUGUUUGACAAUGGGAAAAAUUGAAUCGAGUAACGUGAUUUCUCUCGACAAUGUAGACAAUAUAGAGACAUAUCUUCAAAAUUGCAAAAACAGACCAAAUCUUUAUCUAACGGAUGACAUGAUGUUUAAAAUCGUGACAAUAUGCUUAAUGUCAAUUUCUAGACUAAAGAGCAAAGUUUCUAAGGAAGUUCAGGGUGUUGUUGCUAUAACUUUGGCGAUACUGUCGCAGUUACUACAAUGUACCGUGACAAAAUUACAAGAAAAUGUUAUGAACAUGGCAGUGUGCGAAAUAGACACUUACUCGUCGAAGUUGAAAAAUGCGGAGGGAAGUCGAGCGCCGUCUGAAAAUAACGGGCAACAGAAGGAAGAAAAAGAUUCUGCUAUAAGUAUAGACAAUAAUCUAUCCAAUCCGAAAGAGAAUAACAAAACAAAACCGUCAGAUAACGGAGUCGUGAGCGAAUCAGAUUCCAAAAAGAGUCGCGACAAAUCCAAGAGUCUUCUCAGCAAACUCCGCAGACGAAAAAGAAGAACCAGUUCCGACUCGGACACGAGUGACGUGGAUCACUCGACACUGGCGUCGUCCAGCGACGAGAUAAACUCAGACGUAUCCGAGACGGAGGAGGAUGACGCGUUGAGCGAAGAAAACUACGCGUUAUCGGAAGACGCUUUAUCCGACGAUAACACGGACGACGAAAAGUCGUUGAAGGAAGAAAAAGUUCAAAAUGACGAAAGCGCGGCAAAGGAAGAGAUAAAUGGUCACGCUGAUGAUGUUGUUGACAAAAAUAAGAGCAACAACAAGAGUAACAGCAAACAUUUGGUCAAUGGCGAACAGCACACAACCGAUCAACAAACGGAAUCGAAGAUGGCAGAUGACAAAGAUUCCCUAACGAAUUCUAGCAGUGUCGUGACUGUUAUGACGGAUUCGACUAGCACUUUUGAGGAACGCGAUGCGAAUUCCGUCUCUCACAUAGCGCAGCUGAAAAAACAGAGUUUGCAACCGGACGAUCUUUUGAAUAUGUUAAUGGAUAUGGAGAUUCUCGCGUCCAUCAAAGUGUGUUGCGAUUGGUUGCAAAGUAAUCCCGACAUUAUUAGGAUUUGCGCUAAGAGUUCACGAACACUGUUGAAGCGUGUUACGAUCUUGUUGAAUCUAAUUGACAUGGACGCCGGAGCUUUCGUACAAAAGAUCGAGGAUUCCACGAUCACUUCGAGCGCUGAGAGAUUGAAGGAGUGCGUGAAAAUCGUGCCUCUACCGGAGGAUAUCGAUCUCUGCGGAUUGAAUUUGCUGGAGGAUGCUCACAAAUCUCUAAACUGGCAGAUAUUGCGCAAGCACAAGAUGACCAAGCGGGAGGAGAUGCUGCUGCGAACGUUGAAGUUGAUCGAAUUCGGUCAUCAUCUUAGUUCUGUUGAGAAUUCAGGCGUACAAUACGAUCAGACCGAGCGAUUGUUUGUAGUGACGGACUUGAGUCCUUCGAACGCUCCGAAGAUGAACGACAAGAACGGACCGGAUCAUUCGAAGAGGAAACUCAUGAGACACAUGGGAAAACUGUGGCUGAAAGCCGAGGUUCGAGCUCUCGAGUGUCAGGUACUGUCUCAUAUGCCAUCACCGUAUUUCCUCGUACCUGAUCAUGAGGCUUUGGUCAAGCAUAUGAAGGCACUUAAAUGCUUAGUCAACACAAAAAAAUUUAUUGUAGUGAUCCCCAUUGUUGUGUUUUCCGCCCUGGACGAGAUAAAACGCGUAAGUAGCCAGGCGAGACACGCGACGCGCUGGCUGGAGCAUCAGUUUAAACUUGGCUCGAGAUUUGUACGACCGCAGAGAUCGGGUGAACGAUUGACGCUACCGCUGAUAAAAGGUCCGAAAACAAAGGAUAAGGAAGCGUUAUUGUUUUUUCAAAUAAUGGAGUGCUGUCAUUAUUUCACUAAAAAAUGCACCAGCGGUUCCACCGGUGGUGACGGGGAAGCACCGGUGACUCUCUUAACCGGUUGCGAUAUAGAUGAUAGGAGAAGUUUGACCUUCAGUCCCGAUGGAUUAGCGAAAAGUGCAGGUGUUAAUCUUGAACACAUAAUAUCAUUUCAAUUGAAAUGGAAAUCGUCGAGUAAGAGUCACGGUUGAACCGAACCGUAUUACUGGUACGUGAUCGUCUGCUGCUAAUCUCAUUCGGAGAUAUCAUCAAUUGUUCCGGUGUCGCAUAUCCGGAACGAUUCUCUCAAGCCAAGUGAAGAGCGAGCACGACAAGAGGGUUGGAAACCCGUACAUACGGAAAAUCGACAGAGUUGUGCCGCGACGAAAUCGAUACUGGAUAAAAAUGUCCUUUUCAAGCACAGAAGGGGAAAUCUAAGUAAUACUAAAUGACUUUUUGUUUUUUGGUUUUUUUUCUCUCUGUAACCAUUCAUAUCGCUUUUUAUGUUUUCACAAGGAUUGUAUUUUUAAGUAAACAUUUUUAAAUAAUAUCAGACGACGUG
This is a messenger RNA of Pseudomyrmex gracilis, 3627 nucleotides long. It is a transcript of the gene Smg5, whose product is annotated as protein SMG5. The transcript has 8 exons. Gene Ontology annotation, cellular component: telomerase holoenzyme complex. The record is from RefSeq and is a predicted model, not a curated record. Gene Ontology annotation, molecular function: telomerase RNA binding; telomeric repeat DNA binding; protein binding. Lineage: Eukaryota; Metazoa; Arthropoda; Insecta; Hymenoptera; Formicidae. Bases 206 to 3277 code for a protein of 1023 amino acids. Gene Ontology annotation, biological process: nuclear-transcribed mRNA catabolic process, nonsense-mediated decay.